CCAAACCCUGUCCACUGAUCUGCUUCCAGAAUUCUUGAAGGUGCUUUCCACCAUGAUCCAUGAAUGGUUGAAGCAGGAUAAAAUUGAUCUUCAUGUUGUCCUUGCUGUGGCCUGUGGCUCAUCUGCGGUGUUAUUGGCAUUGAGAUGGAUGGGCCAGAAAAAGAUCAAAAAACAAAUAGAAGAGGCAAGAAGGAAGAGAGACCAUGGAUUGGGACAAAUGGAAAUAGCUGUUCAGGAGUUUAAAAUGCAGAACCCCAAGAUGCAAACUGCUCCCAUCCUUUCUCUGCCUCUGGCAGAGCUGGCUGAGAAGCUGAAAGAAGGCUCCUUGUCUCCAGAAAGUGUCCUUUACACCUAUAUGGAGAAGGCUUUAGCAGUCACCCAGGAGGUGAAUUGUGUGCGUCAUUUUAUUCCAGAAUGUGAACAACACCUCCAGGAGUUGAAGAAACAGAAGCAAAAGGGCUUGCUGUAUGGCAUACCUGUCAGUAUCAAGGACCACAUUGGAUGCAAGGGCCACUUAUCAACAUGUGGCUUUGUUCAGUUGCUCAGCACUCUGGAUGAAGAGGAUAGUGUGUUGGUCCAGGUGUUAAAGAGGCAAGGAGCAAAUCCCUUUGUGCUCACCAAUGUCCCACAAUCCUUAAUGAAUUACGAUUGCAGCAACCCCAUUUUUGGCCAGACAGUAAAUCCCCUGGAUCAUGGGCGAAGCCCUGGUGGUUCAUCUGGAGGGGAAGGUGCUCUAAUUGCUGGAGGAGGGUCUAUCCUGGGAUUUGGAUCAGACAUAGGUGGAAGUAUUCGCCUGCCCUCCAGCUUCUGUGGUAUUUGUGGACUGAAGCCAACAACUGGUAGGCUGAGUCAUUCAGGAGUAAAGGGCCCUAUUGAUGGAAUAUGCUCAGUUACGGAAACAGUGACUCCGAUGGCAAGGGAUGUGGACAGCCUAGUUCUGUGCAUGAAGGCGCUCUUAUGUGAUGACAUGUUCCAGCUGGACGCCACCGUGCCACCUAUGCCAUUCAACGAGAAGAUAUACUCAAGUUGUACACCCCUCCGGAUAGGGUACUAUGACACUGAUGGCUAUUUCUUGCUCCCUCCCUGCAUGAGGAGGGCUGUGCAUCAAACCAGGAAGCUUCUCGAGGAAGCUGGUCAUACGCUGGUUCCCUUCACCCCACCUUCGGUGGACUAUGUCAGUGAUGAACUUUUUCUCAGAGGACUUUUUGCUGAUGGAGGCUCAACCCUGUUGGCCAUGUUUAAAAGAGACAUAGUGGAUCCUGGCUUGAAACCCCAGGUGUAUUGCCUAAGAAUUCCAAAUUUGCUGAAGAAAGUUUUGGCUAAGAUCGUCAAGCCCUGGUUUCCACGAUUGGCCAGCCAUCUGAAUGCACUCUGUGGAGUGAGGUCUGUGAAGAACCUGUGGGAGCACCACAAGAAAGUGGCGGCUUAUCAUAAGAAGUUUGUUGACCAAUGGAGGAAAUGUGAACUUGAUGUUGUCCUAUGUCCAGUUCUGGGCCCUGCGUUUACUCUUGGAUAUCCUGGAAAAAUACUGGCUGCUGUCUCAUCUACCAUGCUGUACAAUGUUUUGAACUUCCCUGCUGGAGUUGUGCCAGUCACCACAGUUACUGAAGCUGAUGAAGAAGAGCUGUGGCAGAACCAAGGACACUAUGGUGACCCCUGGGAUAAGAAAUUGAAAAAGGCUGUGGAAGGUGCUGUGGGACUCCCUGUGGCAGUUCAGUGUGUGGCUUUACCCUGGCAGGAGGAAUUAUGCCUUCGAUUCAUGAAAGAGGUGGAGGUGCUGUCCCAUGAAGGGAGGCAGAAAAAAGCUGCAUGAUCCUAACACCAUUCUAAGGCCAUUUGCCU
Messenger RNA from Elgaria multicarinata webbii, 1842 nucleotides. RefSeq names its product vitamin D3 hydroxylase-associated protein-like. NCBI's taxonomy places the organism in Eukaryota, Metazoa, Chordata, Lepidosauria, Squamata, Anguidae. The record is from RefSeq and is a predicted model, not a curated record. Gene Ontology annotation, molecular function: fatty acid amide hydrolase activity; amidase activity. The transcript has 15 exons. The coding region runs from base 53 to 1813 and encodes 586 amino acids. Gene Ontology annotation, biological process: fatty acid catabolic process.